Messenger RNA from Brenthis ino (lesser marbled fritillary), 444 nucleotides. The record is from the annotation of a GenBank genome assembly. Lineage: Eukaryota; Metazoa; Arthropoda; Insecta; Lepidoptera; Nymphalidae.
AUGUGUGCUGAUUCUUUGAAACUGAUUCCGAUUGAAAAGUGGGAGGAAAUAAAAUCAGCUUUCAAAUGUGACUUGCCCAGGAGUUUGACUGUAAUAGGUGCUUUAGAAACUCAAGAAUACAUCUAUAAGCUUUACCUUGAUUACGGCUUUAAAGUUUUCUGUCCCUUUGGAGAUGUUAACAAUGGAAUAGUUGCACUUAAUGUUAAGAGUACAUAUUACGAAGUUAUAAUUGAAAGCCCAAAGGACGACACCACAGUACUCUGUGAAGCUUUAAGACAAACAAAAUUCAUUGAUUGGACCAAAAAUAUAGAAGUACCGUUCUCGCCAGCACAUAUAAUGGCUUGUGUAAAAAAAAAUAUUAAUGAGAAGAAUUUGAAGAUAGAUCAUAUAAAAAUGAUAGAAACCUUUUUGUUAGAUACAAAAUCGCCUCUUUUUAAUGUCAGG